Molecule: messenger RNA, 744 nt
Organism: Echinops telfairi (small Madagascar hedgehog)
Lineage: Eukaryota; Metazoa; Chordata; Mammalia; Afrosoricida; Tenrecidae
Product: ras-related protein Ral-B-like
Biological process (GO): Ras protein signal transduction
Cellular component (GO): plasma membrane
Molecular function (GO): GDP binding; GTP binding; GTPase activity
Source: RefSeq, a predicted model, not a curated record
AUGGCUGCCAACAAGAAUAAGAGCCAGAGCUCCUUGGCUCUCCACAAGGUGAUCAUGGUUGGCAGUGGGGGUGUUGGCAAGUCAGGGACUCUUCAGUUUAUGUAUGAUGAGUUUGUGGAAGACUAUGAACCUACCAAAGCGGACAGUUACAGGAAGAAAGUGGUUCUUGAUGGUGAAGAAGUUCAGAUAGAUAUUCUGGAUACUGCGGGGCAGGAGGACUAUGCAGCCAUUCGAGACAACUAUUUUUGGAGUGGGGAAGGCUUUCUCUUAGUGUUUUCAAUCACAGAACAUGAGUCCUUUACAGCAACGGCCGAAUUCAGGGAACAGAUUCUCCGAGUUAAGGCUGAAGAAGAUAAAAUUCCACUGCUAGUGGAAGGAAACAAAUCGGACUUAGAGGAGCGGAGGCAGGUGCCCAUUGAGGAGGCCAGAAGUAAAGCCGAAGAGUGGGGUGUGCAGUAUGUGGAGACGUCAGCUAAAACACACGCCAACGUGGACAAGGUGUUCUUUGACCUGAUGAGAGACAUCAGAGCCAAGAAGCUAUCAGAAAACAAAGAGAAGAAUGGCAAGAAAAGCAGCAAGAACAAGAAGAGUCUUAAAGAAAGAUGUUGCUUACUCAGAAUACCAAGACGGAUGGUGGAAAUAAGGCAGUUGCCACUAAGGACACAGGGCUGGGUUUGCUUCGAGAAGAUUGUGUUUGACUUCCUUGAUUGCGCUCCGCUCUCCACAACCUCACUCACACACUGA